AUGACGAGUGGCGAAAAUAUACCAGAUGACAAGCCGGUCCGAGCCGAAUUAGCUGACGGCCCGGCUUCGCUGUGCCCAGACGGGGAGGACCCCGGAGCGGCGCCGAGACACCGGACCCAUGCCGGAGGUAAAGAGCUGCAUAAUAAGACAAAAUGGACCAUUACCGCCAUUGUUGCCUUGGCCGCUGCUGGUGCCCCUAUGGGAUCUGGUAUCUUUCUCCCUGCCCUUCCUGGCAUGUCGGUUGAUCUGAACGUCUCCGAGACGGUCACCAACUUGACAAUAUCCUUUUAUUUGUUGGCCAUGUCCAUAUUUCCACUGUGGUGGUCCUCAUUUUCCGAGACACUCGGGCGCCGGACGAUUUACAUCGUCUCCUUCUCCCUCUUUCUUGUCUUCUCCAUCGUCAGCGCCGUAAGCGUCAACAUAUCCAUGCUUCUCGUCAUGCGCAUUCUCGGCGGCGGCGCUUCCGCAUCUGUUCAAGCCGUGGGCGCCGGCACCAUCGCCGACAUAUGGGAGCCUGCGAACCGAGGCCGGGCCAUGGGCAUCUUUUACCUCGGUCCACUGGUCGGUCCGCUCUGCGCGCCCAUCAUCGGCGGCGCCCUAACCCAAGGCUUCGGUUGGCGCGCGACAAUGUGGUUCCUUUCCAUCUACGGCGGCGUCAUGCUGCUGAUGCUGCUCUUCUGUCUCCCCGAGACCCUCGCCAGACCAUCACCAUCACCACCACCACCCGCAACUACAACCACAACCACAACCAGCAACGAACCAACCGACCCCCUCCAGCGCGUCUCAACAACCCAAUCCAUCAAACACCGCACCGUCAACACCGUCGCCCUCCUCAAGCGCUUCUUCAUCGACCCCCUCUUGGUCGUAGUCUACCUCCGCCAACCUCCCGUCUUCAUCACCGUCUACUCGGCCUCCAUCGCCUUCUUCUCCCUCUUCAUCCUCAACAUCUCGAUCCAAUCGACCUUCUCCUCCCCGCCCUACUCCUUCCCGCCCAUCCCGCUCGGCGCCUGCUACCUGGCCCCCUCCCUGGGGUACGUGCUCGCGUCGGCCUUCGGCGGCCGCUGGAUCGACUACAUCAUGGCGCGCGAGGCCCGCCGCGCCGAGCGCUACGACGAGCACGGCAAGCUGCUCUACCUGCCCGAGGACAGGGCCAAGGAGAACAUGUGGCUGGCCGCGACGCUGUACCCGGCCGCCAUGGUCUGGUACGGCUGGACCGCCGAGGAGGGCGUGCACUUCAUGGUGCCGAGCCUGGCCAACUUUAUGUUUGGCCUCGGGAGCAUGCUGGUGCUGGGGGUCACUACCACGAUGCUGACCGAGUUUAUGCCUCAGCGGAGCAGCAGCGGCAUCGCGCUGAACAACUUUGUGCGGAACAUCUUCUCGUGCGUCGGGAGUGUUGUUGCGCAGCCGUUGAUCCAGGCGAUGGGGAAUGGGUGGCUGUGUACGAUGGUGGGCUUGUUUGCGCUGCUGACGGGGAAUGUGGCCGUGUGGGCGCUCAGGAGAUACGGUGCAAGGUGGAGGGAGGAGAUGGACAGGCAGUUGAAUCAGGGGAGGUAA
Molecule: messenger RNA, 1554 nt
Organism: Chaetomium fimeti
Lineage: Eukaryota; Fungi; Ascomycota; Sordariomycetes; Sordariales; Chaetomiaceae
Product: major facilitator superfamily domain-containing protein
Exons: 4
Coding region: 1-1554 (517 amino acids)
Biological process (GO): intracellular polyamine homeostasis; transmembrane transport
Cellular component (GO): plasma membrane
Molecular function (GO): polyamine transmembrane transporter activity
Source: RefSeq, a predicted model, not a curated record